GGCGUCGUACUACUUUUGUAUUGUUUUUACUGACCUAUUGCUUACAAAAACUAAUAUUUAUAAACAGUAUCGAAAAGAUACCGCCGUUGUAUAUGUGGAAAGGUGACAUUUUUUUUUAAUGAAAUUUGAAAUUUGUUUGCUACUUUGAUUUGUUGGUGGAACUGAUUUAUGUGUCAAAGAAAUUCACUAAGUCUGUAGCAGUAUAAAACCAAACUCUUUAUGAAUAAAUUUUCAAUGUAAAUCUGCUAUUACAUCUAGAGAAAUAUGGAUGAGACGGUCUUUGUACUAAAUGUCACUUAGCAAAAGCAAGAAAAAGGAGGAAGAAGAAGAUAACCUAAAAACAGAAUUUUCUAAUGACAUAAGACAUAAACCUAACCUUAAAUUUUUUCAUAAUUUGCUGUAACAUGUUGAAAAAUAUAAUAAAAUCUGCACCGAAGUUGUGUGAAAACUACUUUAAUAACAACGUGGUUCAUAAGAGGCUAGCGGGCCACUCCAAAUGGCAAAAUAUCAGGCACAUUAAAGGUGCCAAGGAUGCUGAAAGAUCACAGCUCUUUACGAAGCUGAGCAGGCAGAUGAAAGUUGCAGUACAAGAGGGGGGAUCUGUGGAUCCAAAGAUGAAUUUGAAGCUGUCCCAGGUUGUAGAUCAAGCAAAAAGGGCAAACAUGCCAGUCGCCACCAUACACAGUGUGCUGAAAAGCUGCCAACAGGACAAGUCGCAAGCUAAAAGUCACAUGCUCGAGAUAAAAGGUCCUGGGAGCUGUUUUAUUCUCUGUGAAGUGUUUACCGGUCAGUUGCAUCAGUUAAAAAUGGGUAUGGCUACCAUUCUUAGGAAACACCAGUGCAAAUUUGGCGACGGUGGGGGUACCCAUUUAUUCGAAGAAAAGGGCAUAAUCGAAACGGAAAUCCCCGAUCAAAGCGUUAACAAAGAAGGAAUCUUAGACACAGCCACAGGCCACGCCAUCGAAUCGGGUGCUGAAGACGUGAAGCUCAUAGACGACGUUCUAGAAUUCUCUUGUGGCAAAACUAGCUUGUCGCAGGUCGUACGAGCUUUAGAGCAAUUGAACUAUAAGAUAGUGAGUGCCAGCGUGGAGUAUAUACCUCUCAAAGCGCAAACGUUGCAGGAAAGCGACUUGGCUCUAUACCGGAGUCUGUACGAGAAACUGGAAAACCUACCGGAGGUCGUACGGCUUUCCGAUAACAUAGCGUGAUGUUUUAAUUACAUAUAAAACGUAUUUUAAUUGUAAAUAAAUGUUAUUAGGAGGGCUCUAUACCAAAUGGGCGACCCGCAAUACAUUUUUUAUAGAUUUUAAUACACGGUUUGUCUAAAUAUGAAUCAAUGCACAAAUAAUAGACUUUCCUCCUUUCAAAUGCAGUUUUUCUAUAAAAUGGAGUUAGUUUGAAACUCAAAUUACUUUUUAGUGUAAAGAAAUUUGGAAUUUACGACGCCAAAAGCGGCAAAUUACAAAUUUCUUUACAACAAGAAAUAAUUUGAGAUUCAAACUAAUUCCAUUUUAAAGAAAAUCUGCAUUAGAAAGGAGGAAAGUCUAUUAUUUGUGCAUUGAUUCAUAUUUAGACAAACCGUGUAAUAAAAUCUAUAAAAACAUAUUGCCGGCUGCAUAUUUGCUAUCGAGCCCUCUUAAGCUGAAAAGUGGAAGUUUUAGUACUUACUUGGAAGUAAAAUAAAUUUGCUGGACCAGUUUGCGAAAUAUUUAUUUCAAACGAUGUUUAAAGUCAUAUUAGAGAAAAAUGUGUACAAUAGUAAUGUAGAAUUGCUAAACGUUGGAAAAUGGGUCAAUAUUUAACAAUAAAUUUGUACAAACUAGGCAACUUUGCCAAUAUAAAUUAUACAGGGUGUCUUAGUUUUAAUCGAAGAAACUUCGGGAGCUAACAGUACAACGGAAAAUAAAGGGACUUUGUCAUAUAUACUUAUUUCGAAAUCCCAACCGUUUACAAGAUACAGGGUGUUAACAGUUAAAAAAACAUGUCAUUUAUUGUAAAUAUCUUCUGAAAUAAUAGAGGUAUUCCAACUAAAUUUGGUGUACGUUAUAUCGGGUCAAGUUUCCCUGUCCCCGCAACCAGUAGCGGGGAUAUGGGAAUCUCGUACAACUAUUUUAUAAAAAAAA
Molecule: messenger RNA, 2123 nt
Organism: Anoplophora glabripennis (Asian longhorned beetle)
Lineage: Eukaryota; Metazoa; Arthropoda; Insecta; Coleoptera; Cerambycidae
Product: translational activator of cytochrome c oxidase 1
Exons: 4
Coding region: 405-1208 (267 amino acids)
Cellular component (GO): mitochondrion
Source: RefSeq, a predicted model, not a curated record